AUGAAGCUGCUGCCUCUGCUGCUGUUGCUAAUUCAGUCUUGGGCCCUAGUGGCCAGAGCCACUCCUGCCCGACACUGGCGUCGUGCUCCCACCCAUGGCGUCUUCAAUGUGGAUGUGUAUGCAUAUAACAAGCCCAGGAUGAACCUAGCAGGUCGCCUGGCAAUAGAGAAGCGAUCGAGUGAGGAUGCUCCUCCCAUGGGUCACCUGCUGCAGCAGAUCUCCCAGCACAGCCGGCGAUCCACGGAGCAGAGGUCACACUACAGAAGGCUCGACCAGGAGGAUGAGGUCCUGCCAAUGGCAGGCAAGCCGAACCAAACAAUUGAGGACCCGGCCGUAAACAUGCAAUUAAUGCUGCUGCAAAUGAACUCGGAUAUGCAGGCACGGGAGAAUUUAUACUCGAACGAGUUCCAUGUGCAGAGCAUCGGGGCCAAGAAGAUAGUGCAAUUGAAUACCCUGACCACCGACCAUGAACGUAAACCAGUCGCCGAAGAAGUUAUGGCCCCGGUGGAGCAAAAGGAGCAGCACGAGCCGCAGGAGGGGCCGCAGGAAGAGCCGCUGAAGGUAAAGCUGACACUGCCAGAGCUGCCCGAGAACAAUGACGGAGAAACAGAAGCCGUGCCUGGACAGGAUAAAACCGGAAAAGACGACGAAGCCUUGGCCUCAAACGCCCCGGUGACAGCUGCCGCGGGGGAUGCAGGGGCAUCCCUGACAAGUGUGAAGAAAACUAUGGCCCCGAGUGGGACAAUUAUCGAUAUGGCAUCGACAGGAAUGCAGCAGCAGCUUGUCAGCCGGCCGACAGCGGAGAAUGCCGGUGACACGGGCACAAAGACUCACACCCCCAAGAAAAAGAAGGAGGAAACCAGAGUCCGACCGCCUCGGCCGAAGACCAGGCGAAAGCAAACUCCAACAGGAUCAAAAGCGUCUAAUGAAACUGAUACAAAGAUGACAGCGAACCGAGUGGUGACCACCCCAGGACUGAACCCCAUCCUGGGACCAAGUCCUGCUCCACUGAGUGCGAGGCAGCCGGCGAAGGAAUUGGAAACACAAUCACCGGAAAUCAGCACGCAUCGUCCUUUAACAACGACAAGCAGGAGCAAAGUCAAAGGCAAAGGCAAGGGUAAGGGCAAGGAUAAGCGUCGCCAGGGCUCCCAGAGACGUCCUGCCAGCGCGGCAGUAAUGGAGGCGGAAAUUGAAACUACGACAAAUUGGUGGCAGAUUCUCCCGUAUGCGGAAAUUAGAAAAUUUUUGAAUACGAUUUACGAUACCAUCGCCGACGAUGUCGACGACGAACGUGCCGCGGAUGAUGUGUGA
Molecule: messenger RNA, 1311 nt
Organism: Drosophila biarmipes
Lineage: Eukaryota; Metazoa; Arthropoda; Insecta; Diptera; Drosophilidae
Exons: 2
Coding region: 1-1311 (436 amino acids)
Source: RefSeq, a predicted model, not a curated record